AUGUCAAAAUCCAAGAACUCCAACUUCCUCCUCAAGACCCCGAAAGGAACCAAAGAUUGGGGAGGAAGCGAUAUGAUUAUCAGGGAGAAUUUGUUUACACUGUUGACGAAUAUUUUCAAAAAACAUGGUGGUGUCACUAUCGAUACACCAGUUUUCGAAUUGAGGGAAAUCCUCACUGGUAAAUAUGGUGAAGAUAGUAAACUUAUCUAUAAUUUGGAAGACCAAGGAGGUGAAUUGACUUCGUUAAGAUACGACUUGACUGUGCCAUUUGCUAGAUUUGUCGCUACAAACAACCUUACUGCAAUUAAACGGUACCACAUCGCCAAGGUUUACCGAAGAGACCAACCAGCAAUGACAAAAGGAAGAAUGAGAGAGUUUUACCAAUGUGACUUCGAUAUUGCUGGUACAUACGAUUUAAUGGUUCCAGAUUCAGAGAUUUUAAACAUUCUUUGUGAAGGGUUGGAUGACUUACAAAUCAAUGAUUAUAAAGUGAAAUUAAACCACAGAAAGAUAUUGGAUGGUAUUUUUGAAGCUUGUGGGGUUCCAGAACAAGAUAUUCGUAAAGUGUCAUCAGCAAUUGACAAGUUGGAUAAAUCACCAUGGGAAGCAGUUAAGAAGGAGAUUUUGGAAAAGGGUCAAAGUGAGGAAAUUGCUGACAAGAUAUGGACAUUUGUUCAACACAGUGGAUCAAUUCGUGAAGUUAUUGACAUUUUGAAACAAAGUAGAAUUGACAAUGCAACUGCGAAACAAGGUAUCCAAGAGAUGGAAGUGUUGGCUGAUUACGUUGAAGCGUUCAACAUCCAAGAUAAGCUCAAGUUUGAUUUGUCAUUGGCUAGAGGUUUGGAUUACUACACCGGCCUCAUUUAUGAAGCGGUUACUGCUGCUAGUGCACCACCAAAAAACGCAAAUGAAUUAAAAGCCAAGAGUAAAGAUGAAGAUGCAUCUGAAUAUGUUGGUGUCGGGUCAAUUGCUGCUGGUGGCCGUUAUGACAACUUGGUGGGAAUGUUUUCAAACAACAAGUCUAUUCCAUGUGUUGGUAUCUCCUUUGGUGUCGAGAGAUUAUUCUCCAUCAUAAAACAAAGAACCGACAUGUCAAAGCUCAAGUCGCAACACACUGAUGUCUAUGUCAUGGCCUUUGGUGGCGGUGAAGGAUGGAAUGGGUUUUUAAAGGAGAGAAUGCAUGUUGCCAACCAAUUGUGGAAAGCCGGUGUCAAUGCCGAAUUUUUGUACAAAGCCAAAGCCAACACUCGGAAACAAUUUGAUGGUGCAGAAAAAUCAGGUGCUCAACUCGCAGUCAUAUUAGGUAAAGAAGAGUACCCAGAGGGAAAAAUCAGAGUCAAGAAAUUGGGUCAAGGUGAAGAAAAUGAAGGUGAUGUUAUUCCGGUUGAUGAGAUGGUUUCAUUUGUAAAGUCAAAACUACAAGUUGAUGCUGUCACAGAAUCUUUUAAAAAUUUAUAG
Lodderomyces parapsilosis is the source of this 1458-nucleotide messenger RNA. It is a transcript of the gene HTS1, whose product is annotated as histidine--tRNA ligase. Gene Ontology annotation, cellular component: mitochondrion; cytoplasm. The transcript has a single exon. Bases 1 to 1458 code for a protein of 485 amino acids. Lineage: Eukaryota; Fungi; Ascomycota; Pichiomycetes; Serinales; Debaryomycetaceae. The record is from RefSeq and is a predicted model, not a curated record. Gene Ontology annotation, molecular function: histidine-tRNA ligase activity; ATP binding. Gene Ontology annotation, biological process: mitochondrial translation; histidyl-tRNA aminoacylation.